Molecule: messenger RNA, 11502 nt
Organism: Chara braunii
Lineage: Eukaryota; Viridiplantae; Streptophyta; Charophyceae; Charales; Characeae
Source: the annotation of a GenBank genome assembly
GUCUAAGUGGUGAGGAGUGGAACCGUUACUUGGUUGUGCACCGAUCACCAUGGUUGAGAUGCGUACCGGAAAGAGUACCGCCCCUUAUACCGCAGAAGAGGAGGCAAAGGCCGCCGCCAUCCUAAAAGAGAGAAGAGAGAGGAUUGAGGCCAAGAAGAAGGCCUUGUUGGAGGCGCAGGCGGCGAAGUUGAAGAAGAUAGAGGAAGAGAUGGCCAAAGAGAAGGAGUGGUUGAAGAAAGAAGAAGAGAAGUUGAAGGCGGUGGAAGAGGAAGAAGAACAACCACUGGAAAUGCGAAGGGCAGGAGGAAGAGGAGAAUCUAGUGGGAUGAAAAAUGAUCAAUUGGAGAAGAAGAUUACAGAGUGGGUUGCAGGUUUGUCUCUAGGCGAAGAUGAGGAGGACUUGAUGUAUGUGCCCAGGGAAGAACAGAAGGCGGCCGUGAAAGAGAGGGAUGCUGAAGAAGAUCCACUCAAGCGGCAGGUGUUGGAAGAUGAGAAAAGGAUGGAGUGGAAGUUCCGUCUGACAAGGGAAAGGAAAAGAAGAAUGGAGGCAGCAACGCAGGCCGCGAGAGAAUUAGAGGAGAUCAAGAAGCAGAGGGAUCAAAUGGCGGUACAAGUAGAUUUGUUGGGAAAGAUAGAGAUCCUGGCGAAGAACGUAGAACGCCUGGCACAGGUCCAGGAGGAGCAGUUCCUGUUUGGGAGAAGUCAAGACAUUGUCGUGCGUUCUAUACGAGUGGGGCUCAAGGACUUUGCACAAGAAUUAGCGACACAGGUGGGCUCGGAGGUGAGUGCCCGCCUAGAGGGCACUGAACGAUACUGCGCAGGCGCCAUAGAGGGCGCCAAAGUGGCUGCUCCCAACGAGGAGGAAGUACGUCCUCGUAGGGAGUCUGUCAAAGUCAAGUUUCCUGAUUCCUACAGUGGGAACAAGGAGGAAAACUUUGACAACUGGGAGUCUAAUAUUAAGACCUACGUGCACUUGCAAAAGGUCUCCCCAGAUGAGCAUGUGCUAGUCGCUAUUCACUCGCUAAAGGAAGAGGCCGCCAGUUUUGCCCGAUCCCUAGUCCGCGCUGCAAACUGCAACGAGGAUGUAGUUGCUUACCCUGCGUUCACACCCCUCGCUGAUUUUCUUAAGUUGUUGCGCGAACGAUUUGUCGAUGUCUCACGCAGUGUCAAAGUUUUCGAUAGGUUGCAGACUAUCCACUCUCGUCAGUGGAGGAGUGUCAAGGCACUCAAAGGGGUAAUGGACGAGUUAGUGGUUGUCCCUGACCAUGGGGUCACAGAGACCCAACUGUCGGUGAUGCUGAGAAACCAUCUGCAAGCACUCUUAGAUGGUGCAAUCAAACGGGAACAGGAGUCAGAAAAGGAGAGGAAGGAGACCCUGCUAAGAAGGCAAGUAGCUCUCCUAGAGACUGUUCCCUCACUGACUGAAGAGCAGUGCGGAGAACAGUUGCAGUCCAUACUCACAGCCUUGGUUCAAGUCCGAAAUCUUGAGGACCAUACCACUCAGAUCGCUGAAGUUUUUGCGAAACUGCGGACUCUUCAGGAUGAUCUGACUGAGAUGACCCGCAAGUAUCAUGACUUGACCAAGGAGGUGGCUGACCUGCGACAAGCCCAAGUGGCCAACCCUCUCCCUCUACCUCCUGGAACUGAAGAUGCAAUCGAAACUACCUCUGCCCCUCUUACUGUAUCUUCUUCUACCUCUUCUUCGAGUGUGAUGGCAACUUCUUCAGGACCUGCAGCAGGUGCAGAUUCCACUGUUGCUGUAACAAGCAAUGAGGCUAGAAUUUCUGCAAUUGCUGCAGCCCGAAGACCGGAACCAGCUGCUGCUGGUCCCAGCCACGCCAGUCCCUAUGUGGACCGGAAGGCGGUUCAAAUACCGUCCAAGUACGAUGGCAAGGAAGACAUUGAGUCCUCGAUCGGCUCCAUGAGGGCCUACUUUGAGAUCCUGGGGACUCAAGCUGAGACCCAGGCAGUUAUCAUGGGUAUGAAUGUCGAGCCAGUCGUACGGGGCUUCCUAGAAGUCCAAGCAACGCGGGCUGGGUUUCCAAAGGCUGCACUGGCCAAAUGGCUAAGGGCCACCCCGGUUGCCUCUCUCGAAGAACUCCUUACCUCAGAAUACCAAGAUCCACAUGUUGUUGCUAAAGCAAGAAUUCAACUGGAUAAAGUUAAGCACAGCAAGUGGAAUGGCUCCAUGAAAGGCCUGCAAACCUAUCUAAGCAAGUUGUUUGCCACUCCUGGCUUGGAAUUGUCCCCUCAAUGUUGCUUGGAUGUGGUCAAGGGCGCAGUCCCAACUCACUUUACUAGUCGCCUGGGCACGGGCUACAUUGCGUACACAGACUGGCUCGCUUUAAUGAAGGAUGUAGUCGGUCUGGAGGCCAUGGACCUCGUUAGCACGGCAGGCAGCAAGAAGCCUAUGGGCGGCAGACGGUUCAAGGGCAGCAACCGUUUUGCUGUGCAUGACCUGCUUGAGCCUGAAGAAGGAGCCAAUGCGGUUGACCCCACUCUUGGUGACGACCAAGAACAGGAUUCCGAUACGACUUAUUCGGUCGUCUCUAUACGCGACUUGCGACCGGACUUUGGUGAUCCCUUUGCUGAUUCCCCACCCCCACCUGUCCCAUCAGACAUCCAAGCCCUCCUCGAUCGGUUUCCGGAAGUCUUGACCGAGCCACGUGGAGUCCCCACGCGACCGGUUCGACACACCAUCGAGUUGAUCGAGGGUGCUGUUCCUCCAAAGGGUUGUGUGUACCGUAUGGGACCCGUCGAGUUGGAGGAACUCCGACGACAGAGUGAAUCAGAAUUUGGUGCUCCUGCGUUUUUUGUGCCAAAGAAAGGAGACAAACUCCGCAUAUGUAUCGACUACCGCGGUCUAAACCGCAUCACAAGAAAGAAUGCUUACCCAUUGCCUCGUAUAGAUGACUUGCUUGAUGCCGCAGGCGGAUGCAAGGUCUUCUCCAAGAUCGAUCUCAAGUCUGGCUACCACCAGAUUGAAGUCGAUCCUGCGGACCAGCACAAGACUGCGUUCAAAACGCGCGACGGGCUUUAUGAGUUUACCGUAAUGCCCUUCGGUCUUACGAACGCACCAGCCACGUUCCAAAGCCUCAUGGACAAGGUCCUCCGCGAACAGAUUGGCCGGUUCGUGGUAGUGUACCUGGACGAUAUCCUGAUUUUCAGCAAGUCCAUGGAGGAACACCUCAAACAUCUUGAGGAGGUACUUGCCGUCCUCAAGAAGACGCAGCUCCAUCUCAACUUGGAGUACACAUCUAGAUGCCUACUUGUAAUGAUUGCAGCUUUGAGAACCUUCAGUGGAGACCUUCUGACCUAUUGGAGGGAGAGCGCAUCAGGAAUCAACCGGAUCAGUUACUUCUUGGCGAAGGAUUUGAUCGAUUGGAUUCAUGUGGGAUUAAAGCCUUUAGUUUACCUGCUGGUUUUCCACUUCUUCACCAAUACGAGGGGUGGUACAGGGACCACUCCUUAUACAAAGGAGCAAGAGCAGGAGGCCGCAAGAAUAUUGGCUGAGCAGAAGGCCAGGAGAGACAAAAAGGAGUUGCAGAAGAAGGCGGAAAAGUUGGCACUCCUAGAAGAGAAAGCAAAAAAGGAGAAAGAAUUGGAGGAGGAGUUGAAGAGGUUGCAGAAGGAGAAGGAAGAAGUUGCAGCCUUAGUUGAUGAAGAAGAAGAAGAAGAAGAAGAAGAAGAAGAAGAAGAAGAAGAAGAGAUUCGCUUGGAAAGAAAUGUGAAGAGAGAGGAAAGAGGGGAAUCGAGUGGCACGAAGCUUGGGGACCCAAGGCUGGAGAAGAUGGGCACCCCUCCUGACCUGCGGCACCCCAUGGUGCAGGAGCUCACCUCGUCUUCAUCAUGGUGGGACACAGCAUCAGCGACAAAGAUUAUAGGCAUGUACAAGCAACAGAUACAAGAAACGGUUGCGACGAUACUGCAAGUAGAGGGCAGCCUGCCACCGGUGAUGCUACAAGAGGCAGAAGACACCUUCGUUGGAUGGGGGGAUGAGCUGCGAGAGAUUGCUUCCUCAUUACUGGGCACUCUUGAUGAGGAACAAGUUACAAAUGAUAUACAAGAGUGCCUUGUGCAAUUGAAGAAGCUGCAACAAGUCAUAGCACAACAACGGGCGGUAACCACCAUCGACAACUCACCGAUGGAUGAAAGUUGCUCUGUCACAAUCCAGGGGCCGCACUGCGGCUGCCUGAUCAACGACAUGAUACCGAAUCAGGACAACCGGGAGGCUGAAGGAAUGCUGGACAACACUCCACGUGGCUGUCAGACACAGGAUCGCCUUCAUAUGUGGCACCUGCAGACGACUGACACAGUGGGGGUGGUGAUGAGUCAGGCGCGGGACGGCCGCUGGGGUGGUGAUGGCAUAAAGCCUGAGGACAACAAGAUUGCAGCGAUUAGAGAUUGGCCGACCCCGCGUACAUUCACAGAGUUUAGAUCGUUCCUAGGAUUGUCAAAUUAUUACAGGAAGUUUGUAAGGAACUUUUUUGCCAUCGCUACUCCCCUUCGUAGAUUGCUAAAGAAAGAGGCGAUCUGGAAGUGGGACCGAGAUUGUACAUCCGCCCUGAAGAAGUUCAAGCGGUCCUUGAUCGAGUCUCCAGUCCUCAAGGUAGCCGAUCCGUCUUUGCCUUUCGUUGUCACCACGGAUGCUAGUCAGUAUGGUAUAUGUGUUGUCUUACAACAAGAUGGUGGCAAUGGGUGUAGACCCGUAGAGUUCAUGUCUGCUAGGAUGCCUUCAGAGAAGGUAGCGACAUCGACCUAUGAGAGGGAACUCUACGCUCUCAGGCAAGCGUUAGACCACUGGAAGCACUACUUGCUUGGGAGACACUUCAAAGUCUAUUCAGACCGCGAGACAUUGAGGUGGUUGAAGAUACAGGCCAAGAUGAGGUGGGCCGCCGAAAUAGAUCAAUUUGACUUCGAGCUCAAGCCAGUCAAAGGUAAGUAUAAUGUGGUUGCAGACGCCCUCAGUAGAAGAGCCGACUACUUUGGAGCCAUAGUUCACCAUCUGGAUAUAGGGUCAGACUUACAACAAAAAGUCGUAGACGCAUACGCGCAGGACCCUAUCUAUUGUGACCUCCUAAAGAGAGUUAAGGAGGAACCAGCCAGUGAACCGCAUUACCGAACCACUAAUGGGUUGUUGUUUGAGAAGACAGACGACGUAGAUCGGCUAUGCAUUCCCAAUAGUGAGGAAAUCCGCAGUUUGAUCCUGGGGGAAUGUCACGAUACGGAAGGGCACUUCGAUUGGCAAAAGACCCUCGCCAACCUGAUACGUGCCUAUACGUGGCCUAGCAUGAAAGGUGACUGCAUAGAGUAUGUGCGUAGUUGCAAAACAGCGAGAAGAGAAGGAAGGGAGAGAGAAGGUGUUCUGUUUGAGAGUGUGAGGAAGGGCAAGAGGAGUGUUCGUCCCAACAUCAGGAGAGAGCGGACCCCUCUUGAGAGAUCUACUGACACUCCUUCCUCCGGCAUGGCGGACAUCACCUCUGCCCAAUGGCAAGCCAUGCUAGACGCAGGAGAGGAGAACGAGAAACCGUUCUUCCAGAAACUUUAUGAUGAUGCCAUACAGAGGGAAAGGGAGGCAGAGGCAGCAGCCAGAGCCACGAGUAUAGCUGCUCAGGUGGCCCUCCUUCAGGUCCCGGAAGCCAAUGCUGACUGGUUCCAGGAAAGGUUAGCUGCCGUCGUUGCAGCCUUGGUUCAACUGCGGAACUUGGAAGAUCUUGAGUCCCGUCUAACAGCACUGGAGCAGCGGAACCAGGAGCUGCAGGCUGAGAUAAUCAGCCUCAAACAGUCUCAACUGUCUGCCCCCCGCCCUCCUUACCCUCGAUCUGCUGCAGUCGCAGUAUCUCAAUCUAACACAAUCCUCAUGGCAAGAGCAAGUGGAACUGUGGCAAGCACAGGCACCGGUGCCAGCUCCUCGAGCGGCAGCGCCGACAGUUUUGCACUAGUCAUAGUCCCAAAUGCGGGGACAUCAGCCCAAAACUCCACAGUCCUUACUGGCGUUCAGUACAACGGUCCCAUGGUGGACAAGCGGGCGACCACUCUGUCGUCCAAGUACGGCGGGAAAACGGACAUUACCUCUUGGAUUAGUUCCAUGCGGUCAUACUUCGAGGUUAUGCGGACACCACAAGAGGACCAAAGUAUGAUCAUGGGGACUAAUACCGAGCCCGCCGUACGGAAUCACAUUGAGCUUCAAGCUGUUGCUGCAGGCUAUGAACGAAUAGACCUGACUAAAUGGCUGAAGGCCGAUAUUAGGCGCACGACCUGGGUAGAGAGGUGUGCGUCGGAAAGCUGUACGGCUUGGGAUGCCAUGACGACGGCGGAAUGUAUGAUUGGUGAUGAGAGCAUGCUGAUGUGGCAUAUGGCUGAGGUGGCACUGCAUUGCAUUGUGGGUGGUACCGAGGCUACGACCGGUCAUCAAAUGCACACUCAGCUCAAUUGACUGGACUUUAUGCAAAACUCUUUGGAUCAAAUCUUGGACCUUUUGCAAAGGCCAGGAUUACUGGCAGCAGCACAGUCGCCAUUGCCGUUAACGGCGAUGUCAGGCCCCUUUCCGAUACAAGCUGGCACACAGCCAAGUGGUACGUCUGCAGCAGCCGCACAGACUGUUGCUUCUUCUUCUUCUGGUCCAGCGGCUACACCACAACCACAACAAACUGUUCCACCACAGGGACAGCAGCAAGGUCAAUGGUACCCAAAGACCCCAAUGAAACCGCCCCUUGCCUUCUCCGGUGAGAAGAAGGACGAGGAACUCAACACUUGGUUGAGAACCGUUCCAAUGUGGGUAAGGGCAAAGAGGACGUUGCAGGAGGAGGAGGUGAUUACUGCUGCAUCUUACCUUGAGGGUAAGGCAGCCAAAUGGCUGGAUGGAAUAGUAGCAAAGGCCGGGUUUGGACGACGCAUGGCAGACUGGGGUAAGACCCUCAUUUUAGAAGAGUUCUUAGAUAUGGUAGAAGCUCGCUGGCAUAAUCCGCAGCAGGCACAAAUUGCCACUGACGCGAUGUUGAGACUGCACCAGCGAAAGUACAAGACCUUACUGGCCAGCGAGGCUCGCUUCGAGUAUCAUUCCUUUGAGACCUUCUCGAGAAAGGCCGAUUUGGAGGCUACUCUAGGAAGUGCUCAGCCUACUCCAGUAGACGGGAGGAAGAAGAAGAGUCCACAGGAAUGGAAGAAGAAGGGUAGUAGAUUGAUGAUGGUUGAGUCCGAUGGGACCCAAACUGAAAUCGACGAACUUACCGACCUGAUGGACAGUUCAGAGUACGACGGCGAGGAAGUCGCUGAGGGUAGCACCCUUGCCGCAAUAGUAAAGACCAAGGCAGGUGGCCGAGCACCGAUUGAGUAUAUGAGCAGAAAGAUGCCAUCAAAGAAACUGGCGAAGUCCACCUAUGAAAGGGAACUCCAUGCUCUCUACAAGGCACUUGUCCAUUGGAGGCACUUUCUGUUGGGAUGGUUUUUCUAUUUGAGAACUGACCAUCAGACCCUUAGAUGGAUCAAGACUCAACCGGCUCUUUCUGAUGCACUUAAGCGUCGGAUUGAGGUCAUAGAUCAGUAUGACUUCAAGCUAGAGUAUCUGAAGGGAGAGUACAACAAGGUUGCAGAUGCGCUAUCACGUAGGGCAGACUACCUAGGGGCGCUAGUUUCUGAGUUUUGUGUAUCUGAGGAAGUAACUCAAUCGUUGGUGGGAGCCUAUCAGGAAGACCCUGUCACGAUGGACAUCAUACACAAACUUCAGGCGAAAGAUAAGGCCACAGAAGAUGAGUUUGUGAUGGUGGACGGGCUACUCUUUCUUGAUAAGGGCGGAUUUAAAAGAUUAGAUAUUCCAUCUAGUGAGCAUUUGCGCAGUUUAUUUCUAGGAGAAUGUCAUGGCACAACUGGACACUUUGGCUGCAAAAAGAAGAGUGCCAAUCUAGUACAGCGAUUUUGGUGGCCCGGAAUGCUAGAUGAUGCAAAGAAGUAUGUGGAGACCUGUCAGGUCUGUCAGCGGGACAAGCCGCGAGCUCGAGCACCGCUUGGGUUGCUAAAACCCUUACCUAUCCCCGCUUGUCCGGGACAGAGUGUUUCCAUGGAUUUCAUGGACACCCUGGUGACCAGUAGGAAUGGCAAGAGGCACAUCUUUGUCAUGAUAGACCGAUUCACCAAGUACGCUAGACUAAUUGCCAUGCCAGAGACCGCAAGGACUGAACACGUCAUCAAGUUGUUUACGGACAACUGGGUGCGUGAUUUUGGACUGCCAAAGUCAAUCGUUAGUGAUAGAGAUGUCCGCUUCACAAGUGAGUUGUGGAAGAAGACUGCUGAGCAAUUGGGCAGUCAACUUCAGAUGACCUCUGAGAAUCAUCCCGAAGCCAACGGACAGGCCGAGCAGAUGAACAGAGUUGUACAACACCUGCUGAGGCAUUACAUCAAGCCCAACCAGGAUGACUGGGAUGAGAAGUUGCCUCUCAUCGCUAGCCUGUACAACAACGCUGUACACAGCAGUACCGGCAUCAGUCCUAAUCAGCUGCACUUGGGAUGGAAGCCUAGAUCAGCUCUGGACUUCCUCCUGCCUGAAAACCGACCCUCUGCAACUCCGGGCACACUUGAGUAUGGUGUGCAGUAUGAGAAGUUGCUACAGCAAGUUGUCGAGCACAUCAGGAAAUCUCAACAAGCAAUGAUUGCUUCUGAGAACAAACAUCGUCGACAAUCCUCAUUUCAGGUAGGGGAACGUGUCUGGGUCAAGGCUAGUGAGCUAGGACAGGAAUUCGGUAUCUCUCGAAAACUAAUGCCUCAGUAUUUUGGUCCCUGGGAAGUCCUGGACAUAGUUGGGGAUGAGAUGAUGGAUGGUCCUUCCUAUGUUAUCCGUAUCCCUGGUCACCUGCGCACGGGCCCUGUGUUUCAUGCCUCAAAGCUUGCACCUUUCGCUGAGACAGAUCAAUUUCCUUCAAGGAGAUCAAUGCUGCCCCCAACCAUGGAUGGCCACGUGGACAUCGACGACAUUCUGGAUCACAGAGACAUGCCUGUUCCCAGACCUCUUGGCAGAGGAAGACCUCCAAAACCCAAGAGAGAAUACAGAGUCAGAUUCAGGCAUCACACAGAUCCGAAAGAAGAUCGGUGGUUCACCAGAGAGGAACUGAUUGAAACAGCACCUCAAGUGGUGGCGGAAUAUGAAAGACAGCUAAAGGGGAAGGCACCUGCGAAGCAAGCGUCUCAGCGGACUUUCGAAGCUAAGGGGGAUGGAAUGAAGUUCGUGAGGAACUUCUCUACGAUCGCUGCUCCCCUUCGUAGACUAUUGAAGAAAGAAGCUAUCUGGAAGUGGGAUCAGGAUUGUACGUCAGCCUUCAAGAAAUUGAAGAAGGCUUUGAUAGAGUACCCUGUCCUCAAAGUUGUCGAUCCAUCAUUGCCAUUUGUUGUUACUACAGACGCGAGUCAGUAUGGCAUAGGUGUCGUUCUACAGCAAGAUGAUGGCAACGGGUAUAGGCCCGUAGAGUUCAUGUCAGCCAGGCUGCCUUCAGAGAAAGUCGCAGCAUCGACAUACGAGAGGGAACUCUACGCUCUCAGGCAGGCUCUAGAGCACUGGAAACACUACCUGCUUGGGAGGCACUUCAAGGUUUAUUCAGACCACGAGACUCUUAGAUGGCUAAAGACACAGGCCAAGAUGACGCCCAAGUUGACCAGUUGGGCUGCUGAGAUAGACCAAUAUGACUUUGAGUUAAAACCCGUUAAAGGCAAGUACAACGUGGUAGCUGAUGCGCUAAGCAGGAGAUCUGAUUAUUUCGGUGCGAUGGUACACUAUCUAGACAUAGGGGCCGAUCUGCAGCAGAAACCACGCUCUAAAUUUCAGUAUAAUUAUGCAGUUACCAUCUGCAUGUCAUAUUGCGUCGCUGGAAUCGCGUACAUCCUUAGUAUUCUGUUCAAACCCCAGGCUGCGCAGUUGACUUCUGCCGUCUUCGUGCUCAUCUCCGUGUUAAUUGGCACAAGGCCACCGAGGCGUUAUCCAGAAAUUGCAAACUUCACCUACACUGCUUGGGCACUUGAAGCAUACGUCAUCAUAAAUGCUCAAAGCGCUUUGCUGGAUAGCGGCGCGUCUCGCAAUUUCAUGAGCCAAACCUUUAUGCAAAGGGCUGGCCUUGGCACACAAGUUCGAAGGAAGGCAAACCCGACGGCGAUCAAGUUGGCAGACGGAAGGACGCAACAACUUAUCAACCGCUACAUCGAGGCCGUACCAGUGUAUUUCGCACCUCAUGCAUAUGAACCAGUGACGUUCGACAUUUUGGACACGGACUUCGACGUUAUUUUGGGAAUGCAUUGGCUUGCAAGUGCGGAUCACACGGUCAACUUCCACCAGCGGACUCUUACCGUUCAGGAUGCCUUCGGCGCCGAACUGUUGUGUACUAUUCCUCUUCCACACCCUUCGAUCCGAUGCCAAGUGGUGACGGCCAAGUCGUUUCGGGCUACUUGCGCUUACGAGCAGCCCGACAAGAGAGGCCUAUGUUUCCUACGGACCGUCGCGGUAGCCGACUCUUCACCUACGGACUUGUCUUCGGACCCCCGUGUGGUGCAGUUGCUUGACGAGUUUGCCGACAUCUUCGAGUCACCUACCGGUGUGGUGCCGAAUUGGCCGAUCUCUCACGAGAUCAUUCUUGAGGCCGGUGCCGUGCCACCAAAAGGUUGCAUUUAUCGCAUGAACGAGGAGGAGCUUAUGGUUCUCCGUGCGCAACUUGAUGACUUGUUGGACAAGGGCUGGAUCCGCCCUAGUAGCUCCCCAUAUGGAGCACCAGUUCUCUGCGUACAGAAGAAGAACAAGGAUCUACGAUUGUGCAUCGACUAUCGUAAGCUCAACAUGCAAACCGUCAAGAAUGCGGGGCGUCUUCCUCGUAUCGACGAUCUUCUUGAGCGAUUGGGUGGCGCAAAGUGUUUUUCUAAGUUGGAUUUAGAGUCGGGAUAUCAUCAAAUUUCGAUCCGGCCAAACGAUCGCUACAAAUCCGCGUUCAAGACGCGAUACGGGCAUUUUGAGUGGGUGGUCAUGCCUUUAAGCCUCACCAACGCCCCGACGACCUUUCAAGCGCCAAUGACCAAUGAGUUCCGUGCGAUGUUGGACCGGUUCGUGCUGAUCUACUUAGACGACAUUCUCGUCUAUAACCGGACAUUUGAGGAUCAUCUUGAGCACCUUCGACGAGUGUUGGAGACGCUCCGCCGCGCCAAGUACAAAGCUAACCGCGACAAGUGCGAAUUUGUCCGGCAAGAGCUGGAAUGCUUGAGCCAUUUUGUCACACCGGAGGGCAUCAGUCCGUUGUCGGACAAGAUUCAAGCCAUCCAAGAGUGGCCAGAGCCGCAGAACGUCAUGGAUGUCCGUUCGUUCCUUGGCCUUGCCGGCUACUACCAACGUUUUAUCAAGGCCCACUUGACCAAGCUUCAAUGCGAGGAUCGGCCGUUUGACUUCGGAGAGGAUGCGCGGGAAUCAUUUUAGGCUCUCAAAGCCGCACUAUUAUCUGCGGAGGUCUUGCGCAUAUACGACCCGUUGUUGCCAACGCA